Messenger RNA from Purpureocillium lilacinum, 591 nucleotides. RefSeq lists its product as uncharacterized. The record is from RefSeq and is a predicted model, not a curated record. NCBI's taxonomy places the organism in Eukaryota, Fungi, Ascomycota, Sordariomycetes, Hypocreales, Ophiocordycipitaceae.
AUGGCGGAGAAUCGACGACAAAAUCUCGAGGGAAGUCUACAGGCCCUCUGGGAAAGGCGAUCUGCAAGCGACAAGCUGCGCAAUACACGCGUUAGCCGCAAGUUCAACGAGCACAACAAGGCUGCGGCUGCCCCCGAGCGCGAAGACGAUGUAUUGACACGUAGCACUGUCCUGGACGCGAUGCUGGACACCGAAGUGUACCCGGAUCCCCAGCGGUUCUCUCGUGCUGAUCGCAGCCGCACAAAGGUUCUGGCCAGGGACGCGGCUAAGCGAGAAGCCAGGCGCGAUGCGCUCAUGGAGCUGUAUAUCAGCGCUUCGAACUUCAUUGUACAAGAAAGCGAGCUGCGCGCCGAGAUUGACAGGCUCUUCACCGAGGACUAUUUCAGAAAGCAGAGCCAAGCUGUCAAUCGCUACGGUGCCACGGAAAACACCUGGGGCAUAUACGGCAAGCCGCCCUCCAUCGCCAACAUGCUGGAGACGUCUACGGGCACAUCAACAAAACUGAUGGAUUACUACGAGUCCGAGUAUGAUCGAUCUGUUAAACGGCAGAAGAAAAUCGCGGAGGACCUGACAGGCGGGAAGAUGGAGUGA